This is a messenger RNA of Schizosaccharomyces octosporus yFS286, 2528 nucleotides long. RefSeq lists its product as uncharacterized. Bases 1748 to 2137 code for a protein of 129 amino acids. The transcript has a single exon. The record is from RefSeq and is a predicted model, not a curated record. NCBI's taxonomy places the organism in Eukaryota, Fungi, Ascomycota, Schizosaccharomycetes, Schizosaccharomycetales, Schizosaccharomycetaceae.
CAGAUAGGGAGGCGGACUUUUACCUCCCUAUACAUUCAGAGGAAGUAAGAGAUGAAUUUGAUAGAUUGGGUCAAAGAAUUUAGAUUUAUUUUUCUUUAAAAAAUAAAUAAAAGAAAAACAGAAAAUAAUGAGAAACAGUCGAAUAGAAAAGCAAACCCAAACUUUAUGAAAGAAGAACAUUGUCAAAACUAUCGCCUUGUACAGUUCCACCUCGCAUGGAAGUUUUUACUCGUGCUCCAAAGCCUCUAGGGUCAUUCCGUAAGUCAGCAGCAGCUUCUAUAUUCAUGUCCGUUAGCGAUGGCAAAAGGGUUACACAAGCAUUUUCAGUGUCUUUAUAAUCUUUCUAAUAAAGACUCCAAUCUUCUGAAUAGGAAAUAGCCGAUUUUGUAGAGUCCAGGUUGACUUUUUUGGUCUUUACAGGUUACGUGGACUCAUUAAAACAUACCUUUAUUGAGCGGAUCUUCAGCAUUGGGUGCUAGGAAUAAAAAUUGGAGGCCUACUAAAAUAGAAUUUAGAUUGAGCACUGGAUUCCAUUCUUGUCUUAGGAUGUUUAGACAAACAUUCCCUUGUGUAUCAAUAUUGGGAUGGUAGAUCUAAAAAAUGAAUUAGCUAUCCUUCAGAUCGGUAAUAUUAAAAAUGAACACGUUCAAAAAAGACAAAAAGAAUGAGGGAAGAAAUAUCUUUUGAGCCAUAAUCCUAAACUUACCUUGUUAAGACAUCGCACUUUUGGAGGAUCGUGUGGAUAAUUGCUAUCAAUGUGAAUUGAAAACUGGAACUUUCCACCAUAAUAAUAUCCUUAUUGAAAUGAGUUAAUAUGUCUGUAUACCCUUGACUCAAAGACACGGUACAGUAGCUACUGCUAUUCCGUGGUUAACAAAUCUUACCCUCAUCUGGACGAAUUUCCAAUAGCAAUUCAUGAAGCUUGGUCACAUCUGGCCAGCUUGUCGACAUAGUAGAGGGCACAUCCAGUUCUGAAAUGUCUAACAAAGAGUUCGUUAGAUUUCAUGACAUGUCUGUCUUUCAUUAAAACUUGGUAGUCUAGAAACAGUACCUUUUUGUAUACGAAUUUGAGCAGGACUAAUCCCUGAAGAGCUUUUUUCUCUUUCAGCAUCUUUUUUCUUCAUUUCCCAUAAUUUCCUCAUUGUUCUAGCGAGUCUCGUCGUACCUAGAAAUUGGCUAGUGACAUGUCCUGAUGUAAACAAUGCAUUUAAGAAGACGUUUUCGUUUUCCAUGCGCGUUUGCUUUCAUUAAGUGUUUUUCCGAAUAAAAACAUGAAUUCACUAAUUGAAAUAAUUAUUGGAACUUUUCUCACUAAGUACUCUUUAAUAACUUCACUAAGAUACGGCAAAUGGUUCUUUCCUUCUAAAGCGUUUGUUUACGUUCUUGUACAUAAAGAAACAGUGCUAUUUUAUCUUUUUAUUAAUAUAUUUUUAUCUAUUAAUAUUUCAAAAUAGUCGUUUAAGACAUUUGGGAUUCAUAAUUUUGUCACUGACAUGCCUGGCCUAGAAAUUUUUUGCAAUUAGAAAGAGCCCUUGGUAAAGAUUAUUGACUAGACUUGGAUAAUGCCAAACCAACCAUUCAAGAAAAUAAAAAAAUUGAUUAUUUAACAGGUUCUCUUUUACAAGAGAAAUUAGAGUAGUUUUUGUGGAAUUACUUGUUUUUCGUCGUUUUUGUUCUACUUUUCUCUUACUUUUCAACUUGCCCAUCGCAAAUUCCCGAUUCUAUUCUCACUUUAGAAACGAUCAGAAUGGCAUUUUUGAAGCCUUCCUCUUCUUCCCUAGCUAAAUUAUUAACGGCAAAACCUUCUGGUGAAUUGUCAUUUGAGGCGUUUCAACAUUUAUCACGAUUGGUCGCUAUUGAUGUUCCUUCCUCCGAUGCUGAAAAAGAGAAUAUGUUAAACAAAUUAAAUGAAGGAAUAGGAAGAAUGCAUGCUAUGGAGCAGGCUGAUACUUCUCACAUUGAUCAUCCAUUUCAUACAUUGAGUUUUCCAGUCGACGUAGAAGAAUUGAAUACCCCUACAGAAGAAAAUCAAACAAAUUGGGAUGUCUUUCGAAACUCCAAAAUGUCAGAGCCUCCCUAUUUCAUUUCCAAGAUGUCUCAUUCCAAUCCUUCUACCGAUGAAGCUUCUCGAAAUUGAAGUUGUUUUCGUUUUAAAAAAAAUAAGAAUGCACAAGUGAAGUGUUUGUAAAUUUUUUAUUCUUUUAUUUAUCUUUAGAUAGGUACAUAAGCUCUUUGUUAGAUAUUAUUGCUCAUUGACGAUCACAUACCUCGAUUUUGUCGCGAUAUGCGAACGUUUGGAAUGAAAAAUAUGUUGUAAGGGUUUGCCUUUCCAUUACUUUUCCUUUUUGGAUUGAAUCUUUUCUUUUCUUUUUUGCCUUAACUGGCGGAUAAAGAGCAUUGUUAACACAAACAUGGUGGAAUUAAUUAGUAGGGGAGUAUACGGACUAUUGAAUUGACUGUAGAAAGAGAGGGCUUUACCAAGAAGCUUAUAAGCAAACCGAAAAGGACCAGCAAUAGAAAAGAUUCCU